Messenger RNA from Sesamum indicum (sesame), 3799 nucleotides. RefSeq names its product protein LONGIFOLIA 2. Gene Ontology annotation, biological process: regulation of monopolar cell growth. NCBI's taxonomy places the organism in Eukaryota, Viridiplantae, Streptophyta, Magnoliopsida, Lamiales, Pedaliaceae. The record is from RefSeq and is a predicted model, not a curated record.
UCCCUCUUAAAGCUCUGCCCUCUGUUAUCCAUCUUUCUUGAGAGAACCAAAAACAAAGAACCAACUGAUUUCCCUUUGUCCUGUGAGAAACCCAAGAAACAACAACAUCUCCCUUUCAUCUUUCCCACUGUUGUCCAUUAUAUAUUCUGCUCAUUCCUGGUAGCAAUUUACAGUGAAUCCUGUCUGCCUUGAUCACUGGAAUCCAAGAAAAAGGCUUUCUUUUUAAACCAACAGCUGUUCUUGAAUUCCUCAAGGCAAUAUAACUCUGUUGUAAAGCGCAGAAUUCAUUCUUCCUUUCUCCGGGCAUUGCUGGAAGAAACAGACAUGUCGGCCAAGAUACUGCCUUCCUCGAGACACGAGAACAGAAAUUCGCGAAAGCAAAUUCGGUGCAUGAACAGCAUAUUUCACCUCUUUGAUCGUCACCACUUGCUUGCGGGCUGGAAAAUGAGCAGCCACAACCACAAGAGGCUACUUCCAGGUCCCCAACAAGAAUUGGAGCCCAAUAAACUGAAAGCUGUCACGGAUGUGCAGAAGGAGAAACCAAGAGUGUAUAUGGAAACAUCCCAAGCAUCUUUAUCAUCUUCUUCCUGCGCAUUUGCAUCCUCGUCGCUUGAUUAUAACAGAACAGCUGAACCAGAAACACUUCCACUGGGACAAAUCAAUAUUUCUGAAAGCCCAUUGCAGAUCACAGCCAUGAUAGAACAACAGCCUUCAUCUACUAGGGGCCUGCAAUCCCCUGAUAUUCGAGAUGUAGUGAAGGAUUCGAUGUACAGAGAAGCCCGUAGCCUGACUAUCAAAUCCGUUGCUAAUGAUGAAAGAAAAGUCACUGUAAUGAAGCACAUUGACUCUCCCAGGCCUUUGCAGCAGUCCAAAUUUGGAAAACCAAAAGCACCGGUUUAUGAAGGAUCAACUCGAGUGUUCCCUAAGGUCCUGGAAGGUACAAAGAACUCCAAGGAUGAGCUGCUGACACUUCCUCGUUUCUCGUAUGAUGGAAGAGAAUCACGAGAUUCAUUUAAGACAGCCAUGAAGCUUAAAGAACGCCCAAGAUUAUCAUUAGACAGUAAAGCAAGUUCCUUCAAGUCUUCAGCCCUUGAGUCAAGAUUGAAUUUUGUUGGCCAAGAUAUGCAUAUCGGAAAUAAGAAUUCCAGCCACCAAGAACCUGGAAGUCACACCAGAACAUCCAGCAUUAUAGCAAAGCUCAUGGGUUUGGAUGCUUUCCCAGAUACCAUUUCCACAGACGAGAAUCCAGUUACCAACAUAAAAUCAAGCCCAAGCCCCAGAGUAGCUUCUCCUUCAAAAUUAUCUACAAAAGCUGAGGAAAGCAAGCAAAAUCAGGUUUCUUUUUCUCAACCUGGUUUAGAAAAGAAUCCUGCCUCAUCAUCACCACGCUCUCGUAAUGCCAGUUCGAUAAGGAAACCAACCACAUGUUCAAGACUCCCAAUGGAACCAGCUCCAUGGAAACAACGAGAUUCUUGCCAAGUUUCUCCAAAAGUGGCUGCACAGAGUAGGAAAACUCCAACAAAUACACUUCCAUCUUCUUCAGUUUAUGGUGAAAUCGAGAAGAGGAUAACAGAGCUUGAAUUCAAAAGGUCUGGGAAAGAUCUCAGAGCUCUCAAACAGAUACUUGAAGCAAUGCAAAAAACAAGAGCGAGAUUGGAAAACCAGAGAGGAGAGUCAGCUGAACUCACAAUGCAACAGAGAUGCACUUCGGAUGAUAGCUGCUCCAAUCAGAAUUCUAAGCUGCCGAUGUCGCGGAACAGAAAAGCUUACCAGCAGGCUCUGACGAUCAAUGGGACUUGCUCUCCUAAGCAAUCAGGUUCUUCCGUUGGGACAACAAAGUCAGCCACAGUGAUGGAGAAAUUCAAAAUUUUAAGUUCCAAUCAGGUCCCAACAACGGAGACCUCGCAUCUCCGACGACUCCGAAUUCAGGAGCCUAAAUACCACAAGGAGAAUACAGCAAACAGAGAAAAAGCAAAAGAUCUUACACCAGGGAACCAUAGCACGAAAGACUCCAGUCUGUUUCUUCCUUCCAUUGACAAGACUAAAUGGAGAAAUUUAGAACUAGAGCGAACGGUGAAAGUGCCUCCACGCAUCAGGGCAGAAAAUUGCAGUACCUCUGGAAGGGGUUUCCUUACCGUGUCUCCAAGAUUACAACAAAAUGCACUCAGGAUUGAGGGAGAAACUCAUCCCACUACUGCAUUAUCAGACUCAGGAAGGCUCAAAAAGCACUCCAGCAAGAAAAUAAGAGAAAAGAGUUCCCAGUACAGAAAACACAAGGUGAAAUCAAUGGAUUCGCAGUUAUGUGAUGACCAAUUGAGCGAUCUCAGUAGUGAGACGAGAUACUCAAGUUACCAAGGAGACACAGCUUCUGUAAAAUCAGAAAGCAACAAUAGCAUAGCCUCACAGAUGGAAACAGAGGUCAAAAGCUCGGCUGGUAUCAACACAAAUUACAGAGAACAACAGAAUUCAAUGUCAACGUUAAAAGAUCAGAUACCAGCAUUUGAACUUGCAGCGACCAUGAUGGAACAACCAAGUCCAGUUUCAGUUCUUGAUGCAACAUUUUACAGUGAAGAUUCACCAUCUCCAGUAAAGAAGAGAUCAACAGCUUUUCAAGAAGAUGAGAGUCCAAGUCCUGAUGAAGCAGAAUGGCCUCUUGGGAAUGUAAACCAAUUACCAGACUGCACGAGACCUGAUCCUGGUUAUAAUUACAGUCAGAAGUCAGAAAAUAUCUUGCGCUUAGUUCAUGAGCCUAGACUGUUGAAAACCAAACCUAGUGAAGCUGCUGCAAAUUACAAUGAAUCAGUAGAUCAGAGCCUUAAUCCAGGGCAGAGAUACAUUAACAAGAUACUAUUGGCAUCAGGACUCCUUAAAGACACAGGCAUCAUCCCGGCAGUGGAUCAACUCCUUUCCUGUCAUCUGAUUGAUCCCGACAUAUUCCAUGCCGUUGAAGAAAAGGAGGACAGAAUAGAGGAACCAACUGGAGAAUUCGAUGAAAAGAAUGAUCAGAUGAAGUUAAAUCAGAAAAUCCAAAAAAAAAUUAUUUUUGAUACGCUAAAUGAAAUACUGGUUCGCAAAUUCACUUCAGGUGGACUAUUUACAUUGGGAUGGAAAAAGAUGAGCUCGCAGGGGCUCAUGAAAGAAGUAUAUUUGGAGAUGGAUCAGCUGUGCAACAUAUCAUCUAGCAACCUUGACGAUGAGGAUGAUGGAUUUGUCAGACUCUUAGCUUCAGAUAUGAAGAAUCAAUCAGAGGAUUGGACAGAUUAUAGUGGAGAGCUUCCAGCCUUGGUAUUGGACAUUGAACGCCUAAUCUUUAAAGAUCUGAUAAAUGAGGUAGUCACAGGUGAAGUCAUGGAUCUUCAAGAAUGGUCAAAGAGGCAUUGCAGGCAACUGUUUACCAAGUAGUUUCCACCAGCAUCUUUUUUCUUAUGUAUAUAUUCUCUAAAAUGCACCAUAGAUGUAUCAUUUGUAGAGCUAUACAACUUUAGAAUUGAGAGCACAAAUUUCAUUUAAAUCUGACAUAAUUCUGUUUCUAAUCUUUUACUCGGUCCAUCAUUUAUGCCAUACUUAUUACACAAUUAAGGAGGAGAUUGGGGCAUAGUUGCACAGCUGAAAACUGGAGCAUUUGCAAAUGUAAGACUUUGAAGUUCAUCCUCCUUCAUUGUUGACUUAUUUAUCAGUACAAUUUGGUAGUAUUGCAAAAAAGUUUGCAGCCUGCACGAAUGCUAUGUUUUUGGGAGCUGUAAUAUUAAGUAAUUCAAGGAGAGGGGAAUUCAGGGUACUGUGGUUUACAUUCUAUAUA